Messenger RNA from Emiliania huxleyi CCMP1516, 576 nucleotides. RefSeq lists its product as hypothetical. Gene Ontology annotation, cellular component: cytoplasm; membrane. NCBI's taxonomy places the organism in Eukaryota, Haptophyta, Isochrysidales, Noelaerhabdaceae. The transcript has 3 exons. Bases 1 to 576 code for a protein of 191 amino acids. The record is from RefSeq and is a predicted model, not a curated record.
AUGCUGCGGACCUCUUGCUUCGUCGGCGUCGAGAUGACCCUCGGUGACCUGAUCUGCCAAUCACUUGAGGGUGCAACCUCAUUCGACGCCGGCCGCUCCGCCGCUGUCGGCGCCGCUGGCUUCACCGCAACCGCUCCGGUCGUGCAUAUGUGCCUCGUCGGGCUCGAGCGGACCUUGCCCGGGAAUUCAGUUAGCGCCGUGCUGGGAAAGGUAGCUCUCGACUGCGCCAUCAUGCCGCUCCCCAUUGGCGCCACGCUCUUCGGGAUCGGUGUCUACCGCGGCUCGAGCGUCGAGGACGCGGCGAGGAGCACCCGGGAAGAGGUAGGCCAGUCGUGGUCGUCGGGGAUGCUAUUUUGGGGGCCUGUCAAUUUACUUCGCUUCCGUUUUGUGCCGCUUGAGUGGCGAGCUCCUAUCGGGAGCCUCGCUGCCGCUGUGUGGGGGGUCUACCUCUCGGCCGUAGCCAACAAGGCACACGCCGGCGGGUCUGUUCCUGCGGAGAUAGACCAGCUGCACCAGCACGAGGUGCACAAGAAGCUCAGUCGCGUGGCGACGAGGAUUGCCACGGCGGCCUUUUAA